UUGAGGAAGGAGAUCUCAGUUUCGGGGGACUUCCGAAUUGGUGAGAGGACCUUCGGAUCGAAAUCCCUAGUUAAUAUACCCUCGGCCGCCGCCGCCGCUGCUGUCGCCGUAGCCUUUGCCGAGGGCCGCGUCCCCUUGUCUCCCGUGCCGUUCCAUCGCAGCCGCGCCUCGAUUUCUCCGUUUCCCCAUCAAUCCUGUCACCCUGUUUCCACGAAAAACCAAAAUUCGCCAUUAGAAGAUAAUGGCAAAGUUGGAGGAGAUAGAGACAGAGGAGCACGGGGAGACAACAAUGUCAAUCAAGAUGAGGAGGAAGAAAAAGAAAUACAGCAUUAUAAUCCCAACAUACAAUGAGCGUCUUAACAUUGCCCUCGUUAUCUACCUUGUCUUCAAGCAUCUCCAGGAUUUUGAAUUUGAAGUCAUUAUAGUGGAUGAUGGAAGUCCUGAUGGAACUCAAGAUGUCAUAAAACAACUACAGAAUGUAUAUGGCGAAGAUCGCGUUCUAUUACGAGCAAGGCCGAAGAAGCUUGGUCUAGGAACUGCUUACUACCAUGGUCUUAAGCAUGCAUCUGGAGAUUUCAUAAUAAUCAUGGAUGCUGAUCUGUCACACCAUCCAAAAUACUUGCCAAGCUUCAUCAGGAAACAGAUGGAAACUGGUGCAAGUAUAGUUACUGGAACCCGUUAUGUCCGAAAUGGUGGCGUACAUGGAUGGAACCUUAUUCGUAAACUGACUAGCAGGGGAGCAAAUGUGCUUGCACAGACACUCCUAUGGCCUGGCGUAUCGGAUUUGACUGGAUCUUUUAGGCUGUACGAGAGGAAAGCAUUUGAAGAUAUUAUAAGCUCUGUUGUAAGUAAAGGAUAUGUAUUUCAGAUGGAGAUGAUUGUUAGAGCUAGCAGGAAGGGGUAUCACAUUGAAGAGGUUCCGAUAACUUUUGUCGAUAGAGUUUAUGGAAGUUCAAAACUUGGCGGAUCCGAGAUACUUGAAUACCUCAAAGGGCUGGUUUAUCUGUUGAUCACUACUUGACAGGAGGAACAAAUUGUCUGAGUUCCUCACUUUGUUGGUAACAUUUGUAGAGCAUCCCUAAUUAUCAUUUGGUUCCUUUUUCAUGUAAAACAAGUCAAAGUGAACAUCAAAAUGAACUACUCAUUAUCAUUUGUAGUCCAUUGAUAAAGUUGAGUGACCAAAAUUUUGCAGCCUGCAUAUAUUUA
Messenger RNA from Musa acuminata subsp. malaccensis (wild Malaysian banana), 1206 nucleotides. RefSeq names its product dolichol-phosphate mannosyltransferase subunit 1. Gene Ontology annotation, biological process: dolichol-linked oligosaccharide biosynthetic process; protein O-linked glycosylation via mannose; GPI anchor biosynthetic process. Lineage: Eukaryota; Viridiplantae; Streptophyta; Magnoliopsida; Zingiberales; Musaceae. Gene Ontology annotation, molecular function: dolichyl-phosphate beta-D-mannosyltransferase activity. The record is from RefSeq and is a predicted model, not a curated record. Gene Ontology annotation, cellular component: endoplasmic reticulum membrane.